AUGUUCAACGCUGCUCGGUUUGCUGAUAAUGGUUCGUUCUGGAGACGAUUGGAAAGUGAUGUCUCAGAGCACGGUCAAGCAAUCGGGAACUCCCGGGUACCCGCCUUCAACCAGCCCCAGUCCCCAGAUGUACUUCCCCGAGCAGCAGGAUUCUGUACCAUGAUGAGACUCCCGUCACAAGAAACAACUAAAGGUUUAGAUGUAGGUUUCAUUGGUGUCCCCUUUGACCUCGGGUGUGGGUUCAAGAACGGUCCCAGGAUGGGCCCAAGGGCAGUACGAGUUCAGUCGGCCGCCUUAAAAGCUCUCAAUGCAAGCACAGGUGCUGCCCCGUUCGAGUCUCUGCAAGUAGCAGACGUCGGUGACGUCAGACUGAACCAGUAUAAUGCGGUUACCGCGUGCGAAGACAUCCGAAGAUAUUACUCCAACAUAGAGUGUGUCCCGCUGACGAUAGGGGGAGAUCACACUAUCACAUACCCUAUACUACAGGCUUUGAAGGCGAAGCAUGGACCUAUGGGCCUGAUACAGCUUGACGCCCACAGGGAUACAUCGGACAGUAUAGCAGGGGACAGGAUCAACCACUCCACCGCCAUCAGACGUGCCUUUGACGAAGGUUGUAUCGUACCCGAGAAGACGGUGCAGAUUGGCAUACGUGGAGCAGGAUUCUCCAUGGACAAUAUACAGUGGGGCAUUGAUCAGGGUUUCCGUGUGGUCCGCGCGGAGGAAUGUUGGCACAAGUCCCUUAAACCUCUCAUGGAAGAAGUAAGAGACAUGAUGGGCGAUGUACCCGUAUAUGUGGACUUUGACAUCGACGCCCUUGACCCUUCGUACGCUCCAGGGGCAGGGACAUUGGAGAUCGGUGGACUGACGACGAUACAAGUGUUGGAGGUGAUCCGGGGCUGCAGAGGCCUCAACGUCAUCGGCGGCGGUAUUGUUGAGGUGUCGCCGCCCUAUGACAACCAUGAUAUGACGUCAAUGGUAGCAGCACAUUUCUUGUUUGAGAUGCUUUGUAUUCUUCCCGGUGUCAAAUAUUAUCCCGUGUGAUGUCAUAAAUGGGACCUUAGAGGGUUGUUCAGAAAGACAACCGUCACAUGCUGACAGCAUGAGUAGCAUUUUAUCCUUGUAUAUAUAUACUACAGGAAUUAAAGACAGCGUUAACUACCACGUACGUGUCACCACAACGUUAAUAUCCACAAAUUUAGGCAGCUAUUGAAAUCAAACUCUAAUGAUGUAUUAAAUGAUUUAUUUAGAUAUAUUUGAACAAUAUGUUUGAAAUCUGUAGCAUAUCUAAAACCUAUAUUUUACAUCCAUGAAUAUUAUAUGUAAUUCACGUUCGAUGUAAACGUAUUAUACUAUAUGUAUAUAUUGGCCGUCAUACAAAUUGAGGACCUAACUAAACUGACGUACAAAAGAAAGUAUACACCUGAUGCUUUGGUAAAAUAUUUUCUUAAAAACAGCGUUAAAAUUAAAAAAGUGUUUUGAUUGUAAAUUUCAAGUCACAAAUUUGUGUAUGUGUUGCAAUAACACCAAAUAUCGUACUCAAUUACAAUGUUGCUAGCAAAAUAUUUGUUUAUCUGGGAAUAGUCUCAAUACACCAGAUGUGUACUUUCUUUUGUACAACAGUGUACUUGACUUGACAGCUCAAGAAUGUUCAGAAUGAGCUCUUGGUGACGUGUUUCACAUCUAGUUUGUUGAAUUAUUGUUUGUUUAAAUUAGAUGUACAAUCAGCAGACAUAUAGUUACAUCCCCCGCCAUAUAGAGUUAUAUAAGUGAGUUUAGCUGAUGAAAGCAUAAUAUGACAUGUACAUAAAUCAAAAUGACAUGCUUCGAAAUACAUUUGAUAGCUGAUCUUAGUAUAAACAGUAUAAACAUGUAUAAAUUAUAAAAAAUACUUUGUGACCCGAUGGUUGAAUCAUGGUCAAAGGUUCAUGUCCAUCAACUGAAUUAACCACCUGAACUACAAAUAAAGGACUUCAGUGAAA
Haliotis rubra (blacklip abalone) is the source of this 1979-nucleotide messenger RNA. Its product is annotated as guanidinobutyrase-like. The record is from RefSeq and is a predicted model, not a curated record. Bases 1 to 1041 code for a protein of 346 amino acids. The transcript has 9 exons. Lineage: Eukaryota; Metazoa; Mollusca; Gastropoda; Lepetellida; Haliotidae. Gene Ontology annotation, molecular function: agmatinase activity; metal ion binding.